Molecule: messenger RNA, 402 nt
Organism: Suillus subaureus
Lineage: Eukaryota; Fungi; Basidiomycota; Agaricomycetes; Boletales; Suillaceae
Exons: 2
Coding region: 1-402 (133 amino acids)
Source: RefSeq, a predicted model, not a curated record
AUGAAGAAGAUGAACCUGUCUAUCAUUAAAGAGCAGACAAAACUGGCAUUUGCAGCAGAGUCUGAGGAUGUUAAGGAAGAAAUUUGGGUUGCAAUAGAGGCGAUGAAGGAGAAGAAGCGUGUUGAAAUGGACAAGAUCAAAAAGAACAGUGCAUCCCUAGAUAACACAGUAGCAAUUCUUACCCAGUUCUUCGAGGAGCUCCAUCUGAUGACAGCUUGGACAUUCUCAGUUUUGAUGGGUGGCCCUGAUCCUGUGGCUAGUGGGACACUGGACAUCAGCAGUUUUCAUGUUGGCAUGACAAAGCUGGGAAACAGGUUUAGCCAGGCCUACCUGCAGUUCACAACAACUGUCAUGUUACCAUAUUCAGAAUUUGUUCACCAAGCAUUCCAUAAGUUCACAUAA